Molecule: messenger RNA, 2316 nt
Organism: Ophidiomyces ophidiicola
Lineage: Eukaryota; Fungi; Ascomycota; Eurotiomycetes; Onygenales; Onygenaceae
Gene: Ptp2
Product: phosphotyrosine-specific ptp2-like protein
Exons: 2
Coding region: 1-2316 (771 amino acids)
Biological process (GO): protein dephosphorylation
Molecular function (GO): protein tyrosine phosphatase activity
Source: RefSeq, a predicted model, not a curated record
AUGUCGACCACCACUCUUUCAAACCCUUCGCCGUCAGAGUCCUGGAGCCCAGGAGCUUUUCCCUCGAUUAAUACUACGGCCAAACCCUCCGAGAUUGCAACACCUCCGUUAUCGAACGACCGGAUCACAACUCCUUUCCCCGGCAGAGCAAACCCGGACAGCCAGCCCGGACAAACUCCUAGUCCAAGCUACUUUAAUAUUAUUGGAGAUCGCACCUCCCUGCACCUUCAUUUCACGCCUCAGCUUCCUACAGACGGCGGCCCGUCGCCGCAUUGCUCCUUCGCAAAAACACAAAGGCACCUGCCGUCCACGCCGGCACGAGACAUCUCGCGCACAAGCGAUGGCCCUCCCGCUGUCGCGUCCACCCCAUGGCACAAUACACCCACUGUCGCCCAGCAACAGGAUUCCUGCCUAAAUGAUAAACAGCUAGGAACGUUGACGCCCUGGGCAUGGGCACCGUCUGAUGCCAGUAGCCAGACUAUAUCCACAAUGCACCUCUCCCGCUCCAGUAGCCAAAGCCAUCAUACCUCGUCGUCGUCGGCACCUUCUUUAUCCUCCAUCACCGGGACUCCAGGCCUUAGACGAUCCGAAACCUCACCGCCGUCGAUUGAUUCUGGCGGUAUCAAAAUAAUUUCUGGUGACUGCUGUAAGGACUUAGUCACUUCUCAUUCAGACACCACUCUCUUUUUGGAUAUCCGCCCCUACCCCCAGUAUUGUCGAGGCUGGAUCAAAGGGGCGUUAAACUUAUGCAUUCCGACUACCUUACUUAAAAGGCCAUCAUUUAAUCUGCAAAAACUCCAGGAUACUCUCGCUGGCGAUGCUGAGAGAACAAGGUUUUCUAAUUGGCGAAAUAGCACACGGAUCGUGGCAUACGACGCGUCCACUUCGCUCUUAAAAGACGCGACCUCACUAAUCAAUGUUUUGAAAAAAUUUACGAACGAAGGUUGGAUGGGCGAACCUCUGAUUCUACGGGGCGGCUUCUCGCAAUUCUCAGAACAAAACCCUACUCUGGUGGAUCGGAAACAGGAUACGCCUGCCAUCGUAACUAGGCAACCCCUCUCUAUCAGCUUGUCACUGCCCGGAAUAUCCGGAGGCUGUCUGCUGCCCCAGCCCAACCCCUCGAUUAACCCCAUGUAUAAUAGUAUCCGCCUGUGUACAGACCUGAACGAUGGUGUUGGCCAAAUCCCGCUCAAACUACCCAAGCACUUGUCAGAACAUGUGAGGAAAUCAUUCCCCUCCUGGCUUGUCCAAGCAUCCGAGACUCGAGAUUCCGGGAAGCUAGUAUCCUCUAGGUUCCUCCAGAUAGAACGGUCGGAGAAGGCUCGAAUGGAAGAAGCCCUAUCGGAUUCUGGGACAUAUAGCAGGCCAUCGAUGAAAACCCCGCGGUCUUCAUAUCGCAUUGCGGGCAUUGAAAUGGGCAGCAAAAAUCGAUAUAGCAACAUUUACCCUUACGAACACUCACGCGUCAAGUUGGGGAACGCCGUGCAAUGCAACUGUGAUUACGUAAACGCAAGCAAUGUCAAGGCCAGCCGGUCGAACAAACUAUACAUUGCGACGCAGGCUCCUCUUCCAUCGACCUUUAAAGACUUUUGGCAUGUCGUUUGGGAGCAAGAUGCACGAGUCAUUGUUAUGCUCACUGCCGAGUCGGAGGGCCCCCAGCUCAAAUGCGACCCAUACUGGCGCUCUUCAAACUAUGGGCCACUGCGUGUUGAGCUUAUUAAUGAAUCAAAAGUCCCACUGAAUAUCGGGCGUUCGCCCGGCUCUCCAAACAAACGAACACACAGUCGACGGGAAUCUACCGCUCCAGCAGGAGCAGAAGAGCCCUAUAUGACAGUUCGGCAUAUCACAUUGAUCCACAGCUCUCUGCCAUUCGAGCCCAUGCGCGAAAUUACUCAGCUGCAGUAUUCAAAUUGGCCCGAUUUCGGCGCCCCCGCUCAGCCAUCACACCUCUUACGGGUGAUUGAAGAGACCAACAGACUGUCGCAUAUUAACAGCGGGCGACCUGCCGUCUCUGUAUUAAACGAUCCGGAGCCUCCAUCCCCGCGGAAAAUCAUCGUACAUUGUAGUGCAGGGUGCGGGCGCACCGGCACCUUUUGCACCGUAGACAGCGUCAUGGACAUGCUCCGGCGCCAAAAGCGACAGGGGGAAAACGAAGACGAGUGGGUCUACGGCAACGACACGGAUCUCGUUGCGAGCACGGUGGAGGAUUUCCGUCGCCAGCGACCGUCCAUGGUGCAAAGCCUGCGGCAGUUUGUGCUGUGCUAUGAAACUAUUCUAGAAUGGCUGGCGUCUCAGCCGGAAUACAAAAAUAAAUAA